Messenger RNA from Diatraea saccharalis (sugarcane borer), 844 nucleotides. The record is from the annotation of a GenBank genome assembly. NCBI's taxonomy places the organism in Eukaryota, Metazoa, Arthropoda, Insecta, Lepidoptera, Crambidae.
UUUUGAUGCUAUGCUACAACAGAUUUAAAUUGUUUUUGUUUUAAUUCAAAUGAUAAACUUUUAGCUUUUUUCGGUUGGAAUAUCAAAUUGUUUGCAGGACUGUUAAUAUCAGAGAUGUCAGCGAUGAUCACGGCACACUCAUCAUCACGUAUUGCCUAUGAUUACGGUAUCAACGAAUUGAGGGAUGGCCUUCGAGAUAUGGACUUGAGUGACCAUCAGAUGAACAAAAUGUGGGACUACGUUCGCGAAUUAUGGAACAGACAGCAAGGACGACAGAUGCCUAAUUUAAUCUACACAUUGCCGUUUCGACUACGCUGUCAAGUAAUGCAAGCGGUAUAUGGCUCGCAUAUCAGAGAGUCAAUUAUAUUCAGCAAAGCCGAUGACGACUUUAAGAGAAUGCUAGCGAUGUGGAUGAAGCACUGCGUGUUUUUCCCCGGAAAUUAUAUUGUACAAUGUGGAGAUUCUGAUCAAUGUAUUUACUUUAUACAUAGAGGAGAGGUGGAAGUAUUAACCGUCCAUGCAAACUUAACAGAAUCUAUUUAUGACAUAUUGGGUCCUGAAGACAGUUUCGGAGUAGCCCAGGUAAAGGUUUUACAUAAGUGCAAACGGUUACACUGACGUAUAAAUUUGAUCAAACCUUUUUUCUUGUUCAAUUAAGUACUCAAUCACUCAUAUGAAGUAUAAACUAAAUUGACACACAAAAAAGAUAUUUUAGCCUAACAGGAAAUUCCAAGAAGUCGCUGGUAUCUGUAUAUUUAGCUAUAAAAGUAACGAUUUCAAUAUAGUCAAGCCAAAAAAAGCAAACUAAAUCGAACCCCGGACGAGCGAUAAUAGCCUAAACACG